This is a messenger RNA of Arabidopsis thaliana (thale cress), 612 nucleotides long. Its product is annotated as RING/U-box superfamily protein. The coding region runs from base 1 to 612 and encodes 203 amino acids. The record is from RefSeq and is marked reviewed. NCBI's taxonomy places the organism in Eukaryota, Viridiplantae, Streptophyta, Magnoliopsida, Brassicales, Brassicaceae. Gene Ontology annotation, molecular function: ubiquitin protein ligase activity. The transcript has a single exon.
AUGAAUUCUCGCAAAGUGGAAUUUCGCUUCACCAAUCUUCAAAGGAAACUCUCUUCUCCAUCACAUGCAAACUCAGUCAUCGUUGAGAUCGAUACCAAAUCUGAAGAGAUCUUUGUAAACCAAACAACCGAUCACCAAACCCGCCGGUCCACUCCGGCUACUCUAUCUUGUCUCGACACUAUCAAUCUCAGUAGUUCUAGUCACGACCACAUCCGAUCACUUCUCCGUACCCGAUUCGCUAGCCACCAUUGGUUGUGUGAUGACCUAGCCUCAGAGAUCUCAACGGCGGCUAUCGACUUAGGUUUUGGACGAAACGGUUUUACCAUCACCGUGGUCGUCACAGUUACUUACCGGACUGUCUCGGUAACGUCAAACAACAAGAAAUCUUUGAGGAUAGUUCUACUAGGAAGGAUAAAAGCAGAGGAAUUGAAGAGUUUGAAGAUGGAAACAGAGUCUUGUUCAAUCUGUCUUGAGAAUCUAGUCUCCGGUCCAAAACCUAGCGACCUCACACGCAUGACUUGUUCUCAUGUCUUCCACAAUCCCUGUCUCUUGGAGUGGUUCAUGCGUAAAAACACUUGUCCCCUGUGUCGGACGGAGCUCUACGAUCGAUGA